This is a messenger RNA of Cyprinodon tularosa, 2080 nucleotides long. RefSeq lists its product as uncharacterized. Lineage: Eukaryota; Metazoa; Chordata; Actinopteri; Cyprinodontiformes; Cyprinodontidae. The record is from RefSeq and is a predicted model, not a curated record. The transcript has 5 exons. Bases 1 to 585 code for a protein of 194 amino acids. Gene Ontology annotation, molecular function: oxidoreductase activity, acting on metal ions.
AUGUUGCUGCUUGGUCUGUUAACCUUACAAGUGCUCUGCUUUGUGGACUGCUACCCCAAUGGGGCUCCCACUGGUGCUUGUGAGGAUAUGAUGCCUCGGCAUGCAGGAGUUUCACCUCAGACAUCUCCAGCUCCCUACACAAUUCUCACCAACACCAAGAAGUAUCAGCCUGGAAUGCCUGUUACAGUCACUAUUAUAGGACCCGAAUACAGAGGAGUGCUUCUGGAAGCCCGGAGAAAAGGCUUCAAUGACGCUUAUGGAAGCUGGAAACACCCUCCCCCAGACACCAAAUUCCUCCAGUGCUCAGGAAACCCACAAGGUGCAAUAACUCAUGCCAACACCAACCUGAAGGGUAACACCACGGUCUACACCUGGAUACCACAUGACACUAUGCACCCUGUGUAUUUUAUGGCCACAGUGGCUCAGCAGCGCACCAUCUACUGGCUAAAUGUGAUGUCCAGCACGCUGACCAAUGAGAAUCCGGGUGGUCUUAAGCUGGCUACAGAUGCAAGUGCUGGAAUGACUGAAGAUAAACCUCUCCUGCUCUUUGCAAUGUGUUUUUUGAUGUCACAGAUUCUGGGAUAAACACUAAAUUUUUCCUUCUUUGGCAUUUCCUGGCUGUUUUUGUGCAUUAAAGUGAAAUAUACCAAGGAAAUUUGACUUGAUUAACACUUAAUAAAUACCUGCAGUAUUGUUACAUAUGAAUCAGUCAUUCAUGUUUUGCUCUGAAUAGAAGGAAUCAUGAUCAUAAUGUUAACAAAAUAAUAUUUGAAUAGUUAACCACGCUAUAAGCUAUAUUGCUUUUUUCCAAAAGCAGGCAAAAAGACAAAAACAGAAACAUGGAUUGACAGGGAAAAACUGGGUUAUCCGUGACAUGCAUAAAUCUAACUGUGGCUGUUUGUUAUUGACUUAAUUUCAUUUCAAGUAUUGAAGAGCUUGUAAUGACCUGCUUUUUCCACAUGGUUUGAUCUCUAACCUAGAUUUCUGGCAUGAUGGUGAACAGAAAUACUAAAGAGGCUUAAAACUUGCAUCACAUGUGUCUUUUGAAGUUUAACAUCCCACAUUCUCUGCAUCACGCCACUGUUACUGGCUGUUUUAUGCACUUGAAAUCUGAUGAGGAAAAAUAAACAAAUUUAACUAUAAUUUGAAAGCCACCUAAUCCUUUAAAUCUUUUAAUAGGAAGAACCUUUACAUUGAUGAAACAGAGAACAAAGCACCAGUUAUACUGAGGAUAGAAUUGCAAGACUAUUAUAUAAAUCACAAAGCUUCUUGGUCUGGAUUUUAAGUUGUUAAAUUAAAAAACCGGCAGUUUUAGUAGUUUACUGUGCCUAUUUCAACAGGAAAAUUUGUCUCUGCAUUUGAAAGAUGCUAUGAAAGUUGAAGGGUAUGUUAGGUUGACAUAUAAAGUGUGUGAGUGAGGCGUAAUAAACAAAAAAUAACAAGGGUACUAACAAAAUGGAUGGUAUCAAAAGAGAAAAGUUUAAUACAAAAAUAAGAAAACUUACCAAAAGACACAGGAUGCAAGUAACACGUAUAAAGCUAAACACAAAGGGACUAAAUAUUAGAGCCAAACAACAAUGAAGAAUAACAGAGAACUGAAUAUGAAAAAUUCAAUUUAAAAUGGAUAAAAUUUAAUUUUUAAACAGAAAAUCUAAAAAGUAAAACACAAAAUAUAAAAGAGAACAUAAAUCAGAAUUGGCUCCUCCUUUCUUCCUUAAAGCUGAUAAGAAAUGUUAAGAUGCCCUAAUACAUUAUAAUCUAUUUACAGUACCUUUUAUAAAUGGUUUAGAUGCAGUUUAUCAAUGAUUGUUAAACUUAACAUACUAUCUGUUAAUCAUUAGUGAAUGUUCUCUUUAUCUUUACAAAUCAUGGUUUUUGUAAAGUUCAACCAUUGUUCCUUUCUAUUUAAAUGCUCUGUUGUAUCUAUCUUGCUAUCUUGUAAAGUGCUUUGAGGUGACAUCUGUUGUUAAUAGGCUAUUUUGUCCAUAAAAUGAAUAACUGAGCUGAAUUGAAUCCACUGAAAAACUGUGAAGUCUGAUACCUUUGAACAUCAGGGUAAAAAUGGUGAUUAAAUAAAAAA